This is a messenger RNA of Siniperca chuatsi (mandarin fish), 2709 nucleotides long. It is a transcript of the gene fbxw4, whose product is annotated as F-box and WD repeat domain containing 4. Gene Ontology annotation, biological process: SCF-dependent proteasomal ubiquitin-dependent protein catabolic process. Gene Ontology annotation, cellular component: SCF ubiquitin ligase complex. The record is from RefSeq and is a predicted model, not a curated record. The transcript is spliced from 8 exons. The coding region runs from base 220 to 1158 and encodes 312 amino acids. Gene Ontology annotation, molecular function: protein binding. Lineage: Eukaryota; Metazoa; Chordata; Actinopteri; Centrarchiformes; Sinipercidae.
UCACGUCCAGUUACGUGGCGGUGUCGUCAUCAGCUGUCAGUUCAUUGCUGGAAUGGCUUCCUGUUUCCUCUGUCCUGCUGCUCUCUGAAAGAUGGAAAAUAGUGUACUUUUUUUAAUACCCUUCUUUACAAAGCACUGCCGUGUGCGGGGCAGCACGCCGUGGAGACCUGGACACAGAGUGUGCGAGGAGGAGACAGUAGCGCUGUCAGAGGGCUCACCAUGCUGCUGCCCCAGCUGCCAGAGGAUGUUCUCUAUCACAUCUUGGCUUAUUUGGACUACAUAUCUCUCAGUCGCCUCUCUCAAGUUUGUAAAACUAUUUACCACUUUGUAAACCGGGACGCUGUGUGGAGGAAGAUUGCUAAAGAGUUUUUAAACACUGGAAUUACUCGGAAUGGGACGGACAUAUAUCCUCACAUCCCACUGAAGGAGAGAGUGAAGAUAGCUCAAAACUGGUAUGAUGGGGUCUGCAAAGGGGCUAUUCCUCUCAAAUGGAAAACAAAACUGUUGCCAUGGUUGCAGCUGGAUGGGAAGGUACUGUUUCUGUCUCAGGCUGCUGAUAUUGGAGCGUACCAUCUGCGCCAAGACUCCGGGAGGCUCCAGCGGAACCCAUUUGAAAUCUACUCGGGCCACAAGGGUGAUGUCUGUCGCUUUGUUCUGACGGACUCUCACUUGAUCAGUGGUGGAAGUGAUGGCAAGAUCCUGGUCCACAGGAGGAGGAGUGACAUGUCAAUGGAGUUAUCAGGUCAUAACCAGGAAGUCAACUGCCUGGACUCUAAAGAUGGACUCAUCGUCAGUGGAUCCAGAGACCAAACAGCCCGGAUUUGGACUUUGACUUCCAGCUGCCCCAGAGACACAAUUCCCAUGUAUGACAGAGUGUGGUCUGUUGCUAUUAGUCCCACACUGAGCUCCUUUGUAACAGGCACUGCAUGCUGCGAGAACUUCUCCCCUCUUCGCAUCUGGGAUAUUGAACGGUCAGAGUGUGUGUGCAGUCUGGGCUCACAGUUUCGUCGCGGGGCUGGUGUGUUGGACAUGGUGUUUGAGUCUCCGUUCCAGCUCUUCACCUGCGGCUAUGAUACUUUCAUUCGACUGUGGGACCUCCGACUCAGCCCACGAUUUGGACAAACUACUGGAGGCCAUUGUUCUGGGUUGGAAUCAUGACACUUUGAAAGUAUGUUUGGAGGUCGAAUCAGCUGAUAUCACUUUAUUUCAUGGAUCCGAUAUUUUCCUGUAACUUCCUGAAAAGGUACUGCUAUGUAACUAAAUUCAUAGGAAGGUUCCUUGAAACACCUAUGUAAUUUGGUACUCAUUAUAGGGGAAAUGGAGAAACUUUCAAUUAAUUCAUUCCAAUUAAUUACUAGCACAACCUAGUUUCCAAAAAUAAAUGUGUAAUGAAUGAAUAUUUACUUGGGUUUAAACGGAUCAGUUCAUUCUCAAACUUCCUCUGGAAAUCAACAACUGCCUAUAAACGAAACCCAACUAAAGUCAAAUAACUGACUCAGAACUUGUCUCUAUGAUGCCCCUGUGACGGGGUCAGACUUCAGACAGUCACUGACUCCAAAGGAUUUCAAAUAUCGAAUAUAAUGACUUUAUUUAAGUUUAUCUUAAUUUGUCCAAUGCAUUUUGGUCCCUUGCAAUUGGGGAACUAUCUAUAAAAAGGUCUACAAAGAGGUGCCCUGGUGGCAUAAGGUAAAGGCGCAUACUUUGUAAUCACACCCCUGGUUGGAUUCUAGCUGGGUCCCUCCAUUGCAUGUCACCCCCUUCUCUGUCUCCCUGUUUCCUGUCUGUAUCUAUUGUCACUGUUAAAUCAAUAAAAGACAAGUGCUAUAAUUCCUCCACUAUCUGAUGUGAAUGCAAACUCUUUCAAAAUAACGCGAACAGUCAACACUGUAACAUCAAAGUCACUGGCUGUAUUCGGAAACCGCCUACUACCGACCAACGCAGUGUGUACUGCUUACUGCUUUUCAUAGCAGUAUGCAGUAUGAAACUGUUAAAUGGAUUUAUUUUGCAGUAUGCUAGGCCAGGCUUAGCUGGUUUCCGGUUUUGGAAAGCGGAAGUAAACAAUAGGAGUAAUAAAUGUAAAUACCACUUAACAAUUUUUUGUGACUCGGCUACGGCCUGUCUGUGACGAACGCGUCGCUAACGUUAAAGUUAAGUCUGCUAAGCUAACGUUUGAUAUCAUGAGACAGCAACGUUAACCUUAGCGAGCUGUCAAUAAGAAAACAACAUGACAUACAGAACUUAAAUUUAACGUUAAGUUCUAUAUUUUGUCAUUUGGGACGGGGGGGUGUUGCUGUCCAAUCAGUAUGUACUGCUAGUAUAGUAGGCGCUUUCGAAUACAGCCAAUGUUUCAUUUGAAAUCCAAUGUGCAGAAGCACAAGGCUAACAGAAGAAAAAGUGUUUCUCUGUUUUAAUAAUUAUGGUCUGUACAGUACACAAAUUAAAAAGUGUGCUGAUGCAUGUAAAUGAUAGACAACAUACCUUCAGUCUGCCUCUGGAUAAAAAGAUAAGAAGGAAAAACAGCAAAAUCCCAGACACAGAACUGUCUCUCCGCUACGUCUGUGAAGAAGCAGCUUCAAGUAGUCCAGUUGCCUUUGACUUUGCACUUCUACAUAUCUCUUCAUUACAUUUCCAAGUUAAAACAUUAUGUGGUGCUAAUACAGAAAAAAAAGGUCCUGUUUUGAUCUCAAAGCAUGUGUGUGAACUCCUUCC